CUACAAUAUAUCUCUCACACAAGUAUCUUUUUCUGGCCAAUCCCUUAAUCAUUCCGUUCCCACAUCCGCCAUUUCUCUGCCGUCUGCUUCGUGCACCUGCCCGUCUCCUCCAGCCUCCUGCCCGUCGUCCUCCGACCUCUCUCCAUCUCAGGGACCGCGCCGCCAUGUCAAGCCUCAAGCGGAAGGCCGGCGCCCAGGCCGGCGCCGACGCGAAAAAGCCCAAGCAGAACGGCAGCCUCAUGUCCUUCUUUGGCGUUCCGAAGGGGGCGGCUAAGGGCACCACGAACGGCGGCGGUGCGGGGCCGUCGGCACCCGCCCUGCUGAAGUUUGACAAGCAGAAAUGGGUGGCCGGCCUGACGGACGAGCAGCGAAAGCUGCUCAAGUUGGAGAUCGACACCCUGCACGAUAGCUGGCUGGCCCUUCUCAAGGAUGAAAUCGUGACCAAGGAGUUCCUUGAGCUGAAGAGGUUCCUGACACGCGAGACAGCGGCCGGGAAGAAGUGGUUCCCGCCAGAGGAGGACGUCUACAGUUGGUCCCGCCACACGCCCUUCAACACCGUCAAAGUGGUCAUUCUCGGCCAAGACCCUUACCACAACGUCAACCAAGCACACGGUCUCGCAUUCUCCGUGCGGCCGCCGACGGAGGCGCCGCCCUCGCUGCGCAACAUGUACAUCUGCCUCAAGAACGACUACCCCUCGUUCGCGGCGCCGGCCAAGAAGGGCGGCCUGCUGACGCCGUGGGCGGACCGCGGCGUCCUGAUGCUCAACACGUGCCUGACGGUGCGGGCGCGCGAGGCCAACAGCCACGCCAACCGCGGCUGGGAGCGCUUCACGCAGCGCGUCAUCGACCUGGUGGCGGCGCGGCGGGCGCGCGGCGUCGUCUUCGUGGCCUGGGGCACGCCGGCCGGGAAGCGCGUGACAAAGGUCGACGCCUCGAGGCACCUCGUGCUCAGGAGCGUCCACCCCAGCCCACUGAGCGCCCACAGGGGGUUCUUUGAGUGCGGCCACUUCAGGGCGGCGAACAAGUGGCUCGUCGAGAGGUACGGCGCCCAGGGCGAGAUCGACUGGGCGCUGACCGAGGGGACGAGCACGCUGGAGCACGGGGCGGCUGGCGUGGGAAAUGGGGACGUUGAGAAGAAGAUGGUCGGGGCUGUUGCCAAGACAGAGGCUGCUGCUGAGGAGAAGGUCAAGGCGGUGGGGACGGAGGGGAACGCCAAGGUCGAGGCUGUUGCUAAGACGGAGGUUGUGGAUGAAGAGAAGCUCAAGUUGGUGGCGACUGAGGGCGAUGAGAAUGCCAAGCCCGAAGUUGAGGCUUGACGGCAGACAGCAGACCACUCACCAUGAUAGCUUUCUUGUUCCCUAGGGUCUAUGAUUGAUUGCUCAGGGCUGACGAGGCGCCGGCGUUUUCUGCGUUUUAAAGAAGAGUUU
Messenger RNA from Phialemonium atrogriseum, 1427 nucleotides. Its product is annotated as uracil-DNA glycosylase-like protein. The transcript has 2 exons. NCBI's taxonomy places the organism in Eukaryota, Fungi, Ascomycota, Sordariomycetes, Cephalothecales, Cephalothecaceae. Gene Ontology annotation, cellular component: nucleus; mitochondrion. The record is from RefSeq and is a predicted model, not a curated record. Gene Ontology annotation, molecular function: uracil DNA N-glycosylase activity. Bases 165 to 1316 code for a protein of 383 amino acids. Gene Ontology annotation, biological process: base-excision repair; base-excision repair, AP site formation via deaminated base removal.